CCCAGGCAGGAACGAAUGCCAGACAAACUGAAGCGUGGGAAAAUUAUGCAAAAAUUUUAGUCUAGAUAAUUAUUCGAAGUACGACUACGAGUGAGGCAUGAUAUGUCGCAUCUUCACGGAAUAAAGAACAUCAGAACUCACCAUUCGAACGAUGGAGAUAUAACUAGUCGUGUCCCGUGUGUUCCGCGGUGGUUGAGAGAGGAGAGGACGAGGAAAAACGAUGGGCGAGAAUCUGCUAGUAGCGGCCAAACCCUGACAACCGAAACGGAAACUCUGACCUUCCGAACUCGGAGGCGCCAAACCCUGACACUCGAACUCUGAGGCGGCAAGCCCUGACAUUGACAGGCCCGGCCACUUGCAAACGUCUCCCAUCCCAAACGCUGACGCGCAAAACUCUGACCCUCCGAACUCGGAGGCGCCAAACCCUGACGUUCGAACUCUGA
Messenger RNA from Amoebophrya sp. A25, 443 nucleotides. Lineage: Eukaryota; Dinophyceae; Syndiniales; Amoebophryaceae. The record is from the annotation of a GenBank genome assembly.